Molecule: messenger RNA, 1685 nt
Organism: Porites evermanni
Lineage: Eukaryota; Metazoa; Cnidaria; Anthozoa; Scleractinia; Poritidae
Source: the annotation of a GenBank genome assembly
AAAUUAGCGAUUACUAUUUCAUAACUUCCAUUACGUCAAGAAUGCACCGUACAUACGUAAUUAGUCAAUUUCAACGGAUAGGAAAAAUAUAUACUGAACACAGGCAGGCGGUGGAACCUGUUGACCGUCGUAUUUUGCAGAGGUCACUUACAGAAUUUCAAUUUCCAUCAAGUUAAUAUGCCUCUGUCUCAUGCUGAGGAAAUAAUACUUUGCAUUCUUUUUGCCAUUAUAUUCAUCGCUAACAUUGUAGGAAAUGUAUUCGUAUGUGCGAUCGUGCUUAAAACUAAGAAGUUGCAGAACUUUACUAAUAUUCUGAUAGUCAACAUGGCUGUUGGAGAUGUCAUCGUUGGAGUGAUCGGCGUGAUGCAUAUAAUUCUGGAAGUUUUGGUUCUCAUCAGUUCAGGAAACGAAUUCACUCUUCUUUGCGGAGUCUUAAAUGGAAUCGUGUUGUUUAGUGCGUCAAUUUCCAUCUACACCAUGGCUGUGUUGGCUUACGAUCGAUACUUAAGCGUCGUUAAACCGAUGGAAAGGCGGACACGACUUACAAAAGGUAAACUCAAAUACAUUUUUGCAGUCAUAUGGGCUUUCUCGUUUGCCAUUCUCGUUCCAUGUUUGUAUUUUAUCCAAAACUACGAGUUUAGAACAGAACAGACAGAACAACUUAUCUGUUGGAAUACGCUACCGCAGAGAGAAUUUCCUCUUGCUUACAGGAUAACUCUUUUCACGCUAAUGUAUUUCACACCGAUGUUUAUAACUCUAUAUUUUUUUGGAAAAAUCUUUAUUCAUCUUUGGAUACGUAAACACAGCGAAAAAAGUCCAUCAACAAACCAAGUGCUUCUACAAUCGCGACAGCGAGUCACAAAAAUUCUUGGCAGUGUUAUUCUGCUUUUCAAUAUAUGUUGGCUUCCAUGGUUUGUUUUCUGUUCCUUUGGGGUACUCGAGCAUUCUCAAGUACUGGAAUCAGGCCUGGCGCUGUUGGCUGUCACGCAUUCUACUGUGAACCCUUUCGUGUACUCGUUUCAAAGUAGUAAUUUCCGACGGCACAUUCGAAGAAUUACGAAAAGGAAACACCAAGUGGAGAAAGAGAAAGAACUCAGAAACUUAGCGGCGAAAAACUCAGCGGCAGUGAAACACACUGGGCUCAAUAUGGCAUUUGACACGCAUCUCUGAUAUUACUUAGCUUAUUUACUGGAAUAAACUUCGUAUUGCGCCUUUUUGAAACAUUUUAUCCCGAGGAAAGACCACUGUACUCGCAGACUGACCUUAAAGAAGUGUAGAAGUGACUUUUUUGUUUAACUUUUAUUAAAACUUAUCGACACUUAAGGUACCUUUGCUUUCUAUUUUGAAUUCCCCAUUUUCACAUUGCCCGCAUACAAAGCGUUGUUAACACCACCGACAUUCUGCAUAACAGUCGUCCCAAGAUAAAUAGAAGGUAAUGUUUACAGUGUUUAUGCAAAAAUUUGGGUAGCCUGCAUAACAGACGCCUUAUAUGAGCCAAGCGACGCGAACGCUGCAUUUUGCGCGAAGCGCGAGACGAGGAGAGGAGAAAAAAAAUAAAGCGCCUGCGUUUCGUUUAUCUCGAAAUGUUCCAGGACUAAAAGAAAAACAAAAGAAAUGUUUAAAUUUAUUGCUUAAGAGGAAAGAUGUUCUUGGAUUGCUUCCAACUAGGUUAGAAAAAAGCCUGA